Molecule: messenger RNA, 1014 nt
Organism: Penicillium cinerascens
Lineage: Eukaryota; Fungi; Ascomycota; Eurotiomycetes; Eurotiales; Aspergillaceae
Exons: 2
Biological process (GO): glutathione metabolic process; hydrogen sulfide metabolic process
Molecular function (GO): sulfur dioxygenase activity
Source: RefSeq, a predicted model, not a curated record
ACGUCACAAUUCCCUUCGGCGGUGCAAAGCGGCAUUUUGCAAAGGAAAGGGUGCCUCUGUUAUAUUUCCACCCGUCAUCCGGUCAGUCCACUGGUAGACAAAUUUGAAAACGGGCGUGCGUCUAUGAUGACACCAACCAUUUACGGCAUGUUCGAAACCAAGACUGGCACCUGGCAGUAUGUCAUUGCCGACACAGCUACCACGACGGCUGCUAUCGUUGAUCCAGUUCUGGAUUAUGAUCCCGUCAAUCAAAUCUUGACCGACCGAGCCGCCAACUCUUUGGUCAUCUUUAUUAAAGAAACUGGCUUGAGAGUCGAUAAGAUCCUUGAAACCCAUAUCCCCGAAGAUCAUAUAUCGGCGGCGCCCUAUCUUCAACGUUGGCUUUCCUGCGAUCAGGGGUAUAUACCGCCCGUCUGCCUGGGAUGCCGUGUGAAAGAACAUCAAGGUGCAGUCAACCACAAUGAGAAAGUAGUACAUCGAGAGGAAUACCAAGGCUCCUGCCUGAAACUUCUGAGAGACGAAGAAACAUUCAAUAUUGGUGAACUCGUAGUCACGGCUGUUCAUCUUCCAGGACAUAGUCCUCAUCACCUCGGCUACAAGAUUGGUGACAACGUCCUUUGUGGAGACACCAUCCUUCACCCCGAUAUUGGUACCGCACGUUGUGAUCUCCCUGGCGGUAAUGCGCACGAACUAUUCGAAUCAUGUCAGCGACUCUUAAGUUUGCCAGACCAUGUACGAAUCUGGCCCGGUCAUGAUAGCCUUCCUGGAGGGCGCGAGCCCAUAGCUUGGAUGGCAGUCCGGGAUCAUAAAGAGCGGAACAAACACUUGAGAUCUGGUAUAGGUAAAGAAGAGUUUGUAGCUCUACGGGGUCAGGAAGAUGCUGGCUUAGCAAAGUCGAAGAAUUUGCAUCAACAGCUACAGAUAAGCCUGCGCGCGGGAAGAUCUUCAAAGUCGCUAAUCAGCGGUCUUCAGAAACCCAUCCUCUCACUCAAUCUGGAAAGUCCACAUAAUUGA